Letharia lupina is the source of this 354-nucleotide messenger RNA. RefSeq lists its product as uncharacterized. Bases 1 to 354 code for a protein of 117 amino acids. Gene Ontology annotation, cellular component: oligosaccharyltransferase complex. The transcript has 2 exons. The record is from RefSeq and is a predicted model, not a curated record. NCBI's taxonomy places the organism in Eukaryota, Fungi, Ascomycota, Lecanoromycetes, Lecanorales, Parmeliaceae.
AUGACAGCUGAAGGCGCGGAGAAAGUCACAGUGGUGGGAAACUGUAGAAUCCUUGUAGGGCUGACCGAUCAGCUACGGUGUGCCAUAGAGUUUCUAAAGGCAAGCUCCAGGACGCCCUUCAAUUUCCCUUCUCCAAGCACCUCCAGCCACUCGAACGCUCUUUUCUCCACCAUGAUUUCCGACGACGAUCUUUACACACUCGCCAUCUUCCUUGGCUCCCUAUCUAUGCUCCUCAUCGUUCUCUACCAUUUUCUCGAAGUCAACGCCAUAGAAGAGGGAUCUACACAGUCCGAGGAGAAAGCAUCUUCGAAGGCAACGUCACAAGCACAAGCCAACACUACGGCGAAGUCAUGA